This is a messenger RNA of Lytechinus pictus (painted urchin), 888 nucleotides long. Its product is annotated as haloacid dehalogenase-like hydrolase domain-containing protein 3. Gene Ontology annotation, cellular component: nucleus. The transcript has a single exon. The record is from RefSeq and is a predicted model, not a curated record. NCBI's taxonomy places the organism in Eukaryota, Metazoa, Echinodermata, Echinoidea, Temnopleuroida, Toxopneustidae. The coding region runs from base 79 to 804 and encodes 241 amino acids.
CACGGACAUCUUACCAUCAAGAAGGAUUUUGCACCUUAAUGGCCACCAUCAUCAUUACCCUUUGAGUCAUUGUGCACCAUGUUAAGAUACAGACUCCUGACCUUUGAUGUGAAUAAUACCCUGAUCAGGGUGAGGAAUUCUGUUGGAGAUCAGUACAGGAAUGUUGCCAAGCAGUUUGGAGUCAACAUCAAGGCAUCCGACAUCAAUCGUGAAUUCCGGAUACAAUACAAAGACCAGCUCCGGAGACAUCCCAAUUUCGGGGUAACCACCAAUCAAACAACGGAACAGUGGUGGGACGAGGUCGUCCAUCAUACUUUUCAUGCUGCAGGAUGCAAUUGCGAUAAAGGCAUCCUUGGUAGCAUAUCCUCCAAACUCUUCGAUGAUUUCAAAACAAGCCAAGCGUGGGAAACGUAUCCUGAAGUUAAGGAAAUGUUGACCUUUUUAAACCGCAAUGGAAUUGCCCUUGGUGUCUUGUCAAAUAAUGACGAACGGUUAUUGAGUACGCUGAAAGCAGUCGAUAUUGCCGACCAUUUCGCUUUCAUCCUUCCAUCAACAAUCGCAAAAUGUGAAAAGCCAGAUGCAGAGUUUUUCAAUAUGGCUUUGGAACGCUUGGAUAUUGAACCUGGGCUCUCUGCACAUAUUGGAGAUAAUGUCAAUUUAGAUUACCGUGCAGCACGAACCGUUGGCAUGGACGCAUAUCUUGUUGAUCGCGAGGGUACGUUGUUGGAAAACCAUCCAGAAAUCAACCCCGAUCAUCUCUUGUCUGAUAUAUCUGACCUUGAGCCUUUGAUUUUUAUGAAAUAGUUUUGCCUUGUUCUUGAUACAAUAUCAAUUAUGCAUGUAAUCUGGAACAAAAUCGAGUCUAAUAGACCAGGUGGGUGUUUUAUA